AUGGAGAACCAGCCGCGCAGUCCCGUGAAGGAGCCCGAGAUCGAGCUCUUUGUGAAGGCUGGUAUGGAUGGAGAAAACAUUGGAAAUUGCCCCUUCUGUCAGCGCCUCUUCAUGGUGCUGUGGCUCAAAGGAGUCAAGUUCAAUGUGACCACAGUGGACAUGACCAGGAAACCUGAAGAGCUAAAAGAUUUAGCACCAGGCACCAACCCACCCUUCUUGCUGUACAACAAGGAGCUGAAAACAGACUUCAUAAAGAUUGAGGAGUUCCUGGAGCAGACCCUUGGCCCACCCACGUAUCCACACCUGAGUCCCAAAUACAAGGAGUCCUUUGAUGUUGGCAGUGACAUCUUUGCCAAAUUCUCGGCAUACAUCAAGAACCCACGCAAGGAAGCAAAUAUCAAUUUCGAGAAGGCCCUACUGCGGGAGUUUCACCGCCUGGAUCUCUACCUGAACACCCCUCUCCCUGAGGAGGUCGACCAGGACAGCAUGGAGGAUGUCACAGUCUCCAAGAGAAAAUUCCUGGAUGGAGACCACCUGACGCUAGCUGACUGCAACCUCCUGCCCAAACUGAACAUUAUCAAGAUCGCAGCCAAGAAGUACCGUGACUUUGAGAUCCCAGCAGACAUGACGGGAGUGUGGCGCUACCUGCACAACGCCUAUGCCUGCGACGAGUUCAGCCACACGUGCCCUGCAGAUGAAGAGAUAGAGCGCACCUACGCCAGCGUCGCCAAGAAGAUGACCUAGCGCGGCUGCU
Tinamus guttatus (white-throated tinamou) is the source of this 754-nucleotide messenger RNA. It is a transcript of the gene CLIC2, whose product is annotated as CLIC family member 2. Gene Ontology annotation, biological process: chloride transmembrane transport; negative regulation of ryanodine-sensitive calcium-release channel activity. Gene Ontology annotation, molecular function: chloride channel activity. The record is from RefSeq and is a predicted model, not a curated record. Lineage: Eukaryota; Metazoa; Chordata; Aves; Tinamiformes; Tinamidae.